CAGCUUGGAGGUCAGAGAUGUCUGCAAUGCAGUGCCAGCAGGAAACGCAGGGAACCCAUAAGCCCUGCUGUUCAACAUGACCCCAGUGGACCAGUUGGACCAGCAGUGAGCCCGUUCCAGCUGGAAGAGCCAACAACACUCCACUCCUAUCUGCUGCACUGCACUCUGGACAUGAAUGGCAAGGUGAAUACUCCUUCCGAGAAGAUCCCUCUCUCCAUAAGUGCCAAUAUGGUGUCAGACCUGUCCCCAGAACCCCAGCCUUACACCCGGGUGUCUCAUACUCACAGAAGUGCUCCCAGAGCAACCGCUACGUUCGGGAAGCGCUCCAACUCCAUGCGCAGGAAUCCCAAGGCGGAGGUCGCCAAGCAGGGCUGGCUGUACAAGCAGGCCAGCAGUGGAGUGAAGCAGUGGAACAAGAGGUGGUUCGUCCUCACUGACCGAUGCCUCUUCUACUACAAAGAUGAGAAGGAGGACGCGGUGCUGGGAAGUUUGCCAUUGCUUAGUUUCCGGAUCGAAGGAGUGGAGCCUUCGGAUCACAUCACCCGCAAGUUUGCCUUUAAGGUGAAGUUGGAGAAGGAGGAGGGUGAGGACGGGGCGCUGAAGGGUCCGGUUGUGUUCUGCAUGCAGGCGCAGCAGGCCGGGACCAGGACUUACUACUUCAGCGCAGACAGCCAUGAGGAGCAGGAAGAGUGGAUUAGAGCCAUGAACGAGGCUGCAGAGGUCGACAUUCAGCUGACUCAGAGAAUGAAUACCAUUGUGGAUCUCAACCACACCACGGUGACCAAGGCAACGACCCGACAAACACCGCAGCCCCCUCACACACAAACACACAAUGACGCUGACAGUGAAAUGACCCCCUACCCGAAGGUCAACGGGGUCAACCACCUUGAGACGCCUCCACCAUCCACCCCCUGCUCCGAUCAAGUGGGAAAACAUAACGAUGGAAGACUAGGAGGAAGUGGAGGAGAAGGGCGAGAUGAAGGCGGAGGACCUGCUCCUGACCACGUGUCUCACCAUCCAAAUGGUUGGGGCAACUAUGGCCCUCGCAACACCACGCCCCACAUCAGCAAUAGCAAAGCCCCUCCGUCCAGGAGUCACAGUCGACAUUGUGCCCCCCGGGGACACCCAGAGGGGGGUGUUGGCCCAUCAAAGGACCCCAGGGAGCAGCAGGAUAACGUGGUGCUGAGGAGGGGCUUUGUGCCCAGGACAGCUCCAGAGAGGGUGGCCCAGAGGAAGACCUCCAUGGCCCAGUUGCAACAAUGGGUCAACCAGCGGCGGGUCAUGGCCUCCCAGGAGGACAUCAACAGCCCAUCCUGUUACUACCCUGGGAUCUCGGGUGAUUUCUAUGGCUUCCCAGGAGGCCCCACAUAUGUGGAGGAGUACCCCCUGUACCCGCCAGGGGUGCGACCUGACAGCAUCUGCUCUGUGUCUGCUGUGGGGGGGUAUGACCGACGCUGGACUUUCGAGGAGAAGCGUCACUCACUGAGAGACCGACCCCAUCAGCUGUAUGGACCUCCAAUGCCCAGGGAGCAAUGGGGGCCAACGCACUAUGGUGGAAUGGAAGCGUCCAUGAGACGUCUGUCCAUCCAGCCGCGCUCCAGGUCUGUGCCCAGGUCACCGUCGUCUUCAUCCGGGGUACCCUACUCACCGGUGCCACCCAACUUUGCCUCGCCGGCUCGAUCCCCGUCUGCCCCCUUUGACCGAUUUCAAGGGAGGAUGAGGGACGACGUGAUAUAUGCUGAUCCAUCCGUCUACGGCCUGAGAAGGUCCCUCAGCUCACCAAAGUAUGACUACCCUGGUGAUAGGAGGUCCUUAAACCAAGGAUUGUACCACUACAACUACCCUGUAUCCCCUUCCAUCCACAAUAAAAUGGAGGAUAUAUUAGACCUUCAGCUCCAGCGCAACCUGGAUUACUUAGACCAACAGGUGCCUCCUUUCCAUGACGUGUACAGCAGAGAGUUACAUCCUACCCUGAAGCUCAAUGAGAUUGAAACCAGUAAACUCCUGGGUCGACUGUGUGAACAGAACCGGACUUGGAAAGACCACGAGGCUGUCGUCCACAGACUGCGAAUGGAAAAGGACAGCCUUGAGGAAGCUCUGGUGGCAACUCAUCAGGAGAUGGAUCGCUACCAUAACCAACCUUUGGCCCUGGAAAAGCUGCGGUUCAAAAAGGAAACUCUGCAGAACCAGCUCAUCAACAUCAGAGGGGAGCUCUCCCAGGCCUCCAGUGCUUUAACCACCACACGUAUGGAGUUUGAAGCAUUAGAGGACGAGGCCAACGCCAUUCAUGGAGACCUAUGGGAGCAGCUUAAUGCAGGAGGGCAGAGUGAACUGGUUCAUAGGCACAUCCAGAAGGAAUUUUGGAGAGUCCAGGAUGUAUUAGAGGGACUGCACAAGAAUAACUCAUCCAGAGGCACAGACACAGCCAAGCACAGAGUGGCCAGCGGUGCAUCAGGCUCCUUUAGCACCAAUAGUCCAGCCAGUCCCCUGAGCUCAGUAAGCUUCACCAGCCCACUCAGCCCCUUCUCCCCAGUGCCCGGCUCCCAGGUCUCCCCCAUCAAACAGCUGGGCCCGGAGUCCCGGUUCCACCUUGCAGAACAGAACAAUAUCAAUGACAUCCAGGACAUGGUUCACUCCACCAUGAAUAAAGUUGGCAUCGUCCCUCCUAGAACGAAGUCCCCCACCGACGAAUCACACAGCUGGUCUUCUGGAGUUUCUCGCCAUAAUGGCAGACGGCCUAAUGGAAUUUCUAGGGAGCGUCCAAAGAGCGCCGUGUUUCCUGCAGAGCUGAAGUCAAAGAUGAGUGUGGAGGAGCAGAACGAGCGAAUUCGACGCAACCAGAGCAGCUCUGUGAGGGACAAGAGGCGGAGCCUGAAUCUCUCGGCUGGCCAGUCUCCAGCCAACUACAAAGUGAUUCGUAGGCGGCUGACAGCGCACGAGAUUGACAUUAAAGACUUGGAGGUCGCGGUUCGAGGCCAGGGGCAAGAGUCACCUCGGGAAGAAAUCGCUCGUCUGAGACGGUUAAAGGUUGAACCAGAACUCUACAACCUAGACAUCAGCAGAGAGCUGCUGACUCCCGACAAGGUUCUGAUCCCGGAGCGCUACCUGGAUGUGGAGGACAGCGCCCCUCUGAGCCCAGAGGAGCAGAAGGAGAAGCAGAGGAAACUGGAGCGGAUCAAGACCCUCAUUGCCAAAUCAAAUUUGCAGAACAUGGUUCCUCUCCUGGACGGCCCAGUGGAGGGAGGAUCUCCAGUCAGUUCCCAGCAGCAGUUGCAGGAGCAGGAGAAGCGUAUCGAGAUCUCCUGUGCUUUGGCUAAUGAGGCCUCUCGUCGCAGCCGCCUUCUCUCUGCCCAGUGCCCCCCCAGUCCCCCAACCUCCCCGACCAGCCUGGCCCCUCCCCCUUCCUCUGCUGACUUCCCCACCUCAGCCCACAUCAUGGAGGCGUGAGUCCUACACGCUCAAGCGCUGGCUGCUGUCAAUUUUGAUGGAGCAACUUUCUGAGGAUUCACUGACUUAACUGAACAAUGAAGAUGGCCAUGGAGAAAUUACUUAUUCUUUUCAGCACGUAAAUUGAAUUUCAACAAAAGCACUGAAAGCUGUUGAAGGAAGUUCCAAGGAUGCAGGAGCAUACAUUUAAACCCCAAAUGAAGCUAUAAAGACUCCAGUUCAUCUACUCAGUCUCCUGCGAUGUGUUCCACAUGGCACAAAGGAAGGCUCCACAUCUCUUACCAGCUUCAAGAUGGGAAUAUUUACAUAUCAUUUUGCUCAUGACAUCAUCUACAAAGUAGAGAUUGCUCAACUAUGUUGAUGAUGAUGAGCUAUUUUAGCCAUUGAGAGGCCACACUGAAGAGGAACAAGAAAAAGAACAAGACAGAGUCUCAGAGGUUGACGAAACAAAAGACUCACUUCAGUAAAACCUACAGAGAGACGUUGUUCAUUCUCAUCUCAUCCCCAGAUAAACAUUUAGAGACCUCCGAGGCUUGUGGCCCACACUUCGACAACUGAGGAAAAUAAGAUUGAAGCCUCUCAUGCUCUCUAAAAAGCUGAGGACUCUCCUUCUGAGCUCACUGUGAUGCCUGUUUCACCAACCACCUCCACCCCUUAAACUACCCCAUCCUAUCAACCUCGUCUGGUAUCAAUAUCAAUCUUUUGGAACUAUUAGCAUUACAUAAAAAAGUAAUGUCUUGAAUUACAUUUUGCAUCGAUGCCUCAUCCAUCUUUCACACCAAACACACCGUAGCGCAGAGUUGUGAGGCCAAAUCGAAGAUGAAGAGCAUUACAUCAACCAUGACCUAUUUUACAAAGCUGAAUAUGGCGACACCUCGUCCUAUUUCCGAUUCAGAGUAUGACAUUCGUAAAAACACAAUGCUCAUUUUCCAUCCUGGUAUCCUCACCCUCUCUAAUACCAGUUGCAUUAUGAUCAUUUGAUCUGCAUGGUGGAGUAUUGUUAGAAAGUAAGACUGUGGAUGUACUCGCUGUCUGUAUGGCUCUGUUCAGUUUGAAGCUGUGAGACAGGAAGUGACAAGCUUUCCUACAAUGUUGUGGGUCAAGCAUUGUAAUAAAGAGCAGACUACAGGCAGCGGAUUAUGGACUGAGGUAUACUAAAUGAAUUUCAACUUUUACAAUAGCUGAUAGAAAAAGCAGCCAGUGACACAAUCCUCUGCCCUGUGUAACGAAGCACCUAUCUGAGGUAACAACAGACUAAAGAAAGAGACUAAAGAAAGGACUAAAGAAAGAGACUAAAGAAAGAGACUAAAGAAAGGACUGAAGAAAGAGACUGAAUAAAAGGACUAAAGAAAGGACUAAAGAAAGGACUAAAGAAAGAGACUAAAGAAAGAGACUAAAGAAAGAGACUAAAGAAAGAGACUAAAGAAAGGACUAAAGAAAGGACUGAAGAAAGAGACUGAAUAAAAGGACUAAAGAAAGGACUAAAGAAAGGACUAAAGAAAGAGACUAAAGAAAGAGACUAAAGAAAGAGACUAAAGAAAGGACUGAAGAAAGAGACUGAAUAAAAGGACUAAAGAAAGGACUAAAGAAAGAGACUAAAGAAAGGACUGAAGAAAGAGACUGAAUAAAAGGACUAAAGAAAGGACUAAAGAAAGGACUAAAGAAAGAGACUAAAGAAAGAGACUAAAGAAAGAGACUAAAGAAAGAGACUAAAGAAAGGACUAAAGAAAGGGACUAAAGACAGGAAUAAAGAAAUGACUAAAGAAAGAGACUGAAGAAAAGGACUAAAGAAAGGACUAAAGAAAGAGACUAAAGAAAGGGACUAAAGAAAGGACUAAAGAAAGGGACUAAAGACAGGACU
This is a messenger RNA of Cyclopterus lumpus (lumpfish), 5308 nucleotides long. It is a transcript of the gene plekha6, whose product is annotated as pleckstrin homology domain containing, family A member 6. The transcript is spliced from 25 exons. Lineage: Eukaryota; Metazoa; Chordata; Actinopteri; Perciformes; Cyclopteridae. The record is from RefSeq and is a predicted model, not a curated record. The coding region runs from base 172 to 3447 and encodes 1091 amino acids.